Messenger RNA from Arabidopsis thaliana (thale cress), 768 nucleotides. RefSeq lists its product as uncharacterized. The coding region runs from base 375 to 473 and encodes 32 amino acids. The record is from RefSeq and is marked reviewed. NCBI's taxonomy places the organism in Eukaryota, Viridiplantae, Streptophyta, Magnoliopsida, Brassicales, Brassicaceae. The transcript has a single exon.
GAAAAAUCAAAACUCAAUAAAUUAAGACUUUGCUUACGUGUAAACAGGAGAAUGUUGCAGUUUGUGAUAAAGUGACUGUUGAUUUAGUAGAUAUAGAUUUAUAUUAGAUUUAAAUAAGUUUUCGACUUCUAGUCGGAUGUCAGUCUACUAGAGUAGUCCGGUUUUUGUUUUCUCGCGACGGCGAGACUAAUCUCUUGUCCAACUGCCCCUCGAGGUUCAUCCGAUCCUCCCAAUCAUCUCGAGGAGUAAUAUCUUCAUUAUCUUUCUUUGUUCGUGAAUUUGGAGCAAUGUUUCGACUGCAUCAGUAAAGGUGUUGUCUGUGAUGGAACUUCCCAGGAGUUGGAUUUGCUCGGAGAACUCUUGAAGCAUACCAUAUGAUAGAUCUGGAGGUUCUCGGCGUUUACGGCUUGGGUUCGAGAUCGUCAGACAGGAGGCAACCACCCAUCGCUCCACGACGGAUCGACGGUGGCUGAUCUAAGGCGGUGAUGUUUGGCGAGAAAAACACGGCAGCGCUCGAUCAACUGAUGCGUGGCUUGAUGAAGCAGAAGACUUCAACACGUGUCAGCAUCUAGGUUUUCUUAAAACUUAGGUUGUAUUUUCAUUGUAGUAAUUGGGCUUCCCUCUGUAGUAGUCCUUUGAACUUUCUUAAUGAAAUAUGGUUGUAAAAAAAAAAAUUGGUAGAAAGACUUAAGAAAUUAAAUUAUUUAAGAUAUUGUUAUAUAGAUUAGAGAAUUCUCCCGAACAAAUAUUAUUUGUUCUGUUUGUGAA